Messenger RNA from Homarus americanus (American lobster), 644 nucleotides. Its product is annotated as 60S ribosomal protein L22-like. The transcript has 4 exons. The record is from RefSeq and is a predicted model, not a curated record. Bases 133 to 615 code for a protein of 160 amino acids. Gene Ontology annotation, molecular function: RNA binding; structural constituent of ribosome. Gene Ontology annotation, cellular component: ribosome. Gene Ontology annotation, biological process: cytoplasmic translation. NCBI's taxonomy places the organism in Eukaryota, Metazoa, Arthropoda, Malacostraca, Decapoda, Nephropidae.
AAAUAUAGCACUAUACAUAUUUAGAGUAAUUGUCAAAAUUUAUAAAAAUGUGGUAGAGAAAGUGGUGUGGAUGUGGUGGUGUGGAGCAGCCCAGUGGCCGCCCCUCCGCUCUUUCUCAACACACCACCAACCAUGACGGCGGCCAAGCCUCCAGUGAAGAAGCCUGUGGCGAAAGCUACUGGUAGCAAAAAGCCUCAGAAGCCACAGGUUCAGGCAAAGAAGGGCAAAGGUGUAAAGGGGAAGGUCGGCAAGGGUCGCCGUGGAAAGAAGCUGCAGCUUAAGUUCCACAUUGACUGCCGCCAGCCUGUUGAGGAUGGCAUAAUGAAUGCUGCCGACUUCGAAACGUUCCUACAACAGCGUAUCAAGGUCAAUGGAAAGACCAACAAUUUCUCCAACCAGGUUUCCUUGGAGCGCAAUAAGCACAAGAUUACCCUUAAUGCUGAUGUUGCUUUCUCUAAAAGGUACCUGAAGUACCUCACCAAAAAGUACCUCAAGAAGAAUAAUCUUCGUGAUUGGCUGAGAGUGGUUGCUCCCCCCACAGCCAAGGACACCUAUGAGCUCCGCUACUUCCAGAUCAACAAUGAGGAAGAUGACGAUGAUGAUGGUGAUGAGUAACUCACAGCUCAAUAAAAUUGUGAUAUUUA